AUGGAUGAGGAUAAGCUCAAGCGAUUUUUGGUUGAGUUGCCAUCAGCUCUUUCGUUUCGAAAUGGUUCUCGAGUGCAUGAAUAUGUUUUCAAGGUGCUUUAUUUCAUGUCAACAAAUAAUGGUGAAUAUUUACUGCAUUUGUUUCCAGACCUCCCACCUAUUCUGGAAUUAGAUCGUGAAAGACUUGUCAAUUCCGAUUUCACUCUAGAAACCUUGGACAAGCUUUCAUCCCUUCAAAAACCUGAGUCAAAAGAAUAUUCUCACCCAAAAAACAAGCCUUGCGCUAGGCUAUUUAAGGCUGGAGACCUGGUUUAUAGAUGCGAGGAGUGUGGUUUCGAUGACACGUGUGUCUUGUGCUCAUAUUGUUUUAAUGAACAGGAUCAUGUGGGUCAUUCGGUCCUGAUGUAUACAUCGACUGGGACGUCAGGCGGGGUGUGUGACUGUGGAGAUCCAGAGGCAUUUGUUACUACGUUACAUUGUAAAUGUUCAGCGAGAAAGGUGGCCAGUACUUCAUAUGAAGGUCAAGUUGAAGAGCCAAACCAUGAGUAUUUAUAUCAGACUAUCAAAGUAUGUCUUGAUUAUGUGCUAGAUAUCACCAAUUCAAACGUUUGCACGUUGCCUAUAAUUCACGAGCACAUGAACAAAGGAUCAUUCAACUUCAACCCAAGAUCGUUGUCCAAUUAUUUCUCAUUACCUAGUGGGAAGUAUGGCGGAGCAACUGAUGUGAAUUCUGACAACUGGAUUUUGGUUUUAUGGAACGAUGAAUUUCAUGAUUUAGGACAAGCAAUACACGCUAUAAGGUUAGGGCUCUCUUGCAACGAUAACAGAGCAACUCAAAUUGCAACAAGAAUUGACAAAGAAGGCUAUUGUGUUUUGAAGGAAGCCUCGACGUAUGAAGCGUUGAUGAAGUCCAAAGAACUUGUUGAAAGAGGUGGCUUAAUUUCAACAAUCAUAUCCAUCAGGGAUCUAUAUCGAGAACUUAUUGUGCGAGAAAUUAUAUUUUGGCUUGAUGAUAUUUUAGACUCAUAUGACGAAGCAUUCAAGCUCAAAAGUCAAGCUAUAUUGACUCAGCUCCUUUUGGAUAACGACUACAGAUUCGCAAAGGUAUUUCCAGAAGAGUUUCUCCGUGGCCUCACAUAUGGCACUAUGGAUGAGUGCUUCAAAAACGGUAUCCCAGUUGAAGACAAGUUUGUUACCCAGUUCAAUUCAAACCAAGUUAGAACCCCUAUCAGUAGCUUGGAUUUACGUGAACGAAUGAUAUAUCUUUUAGCUAAACCUGACUUGGAGCUUCCAUUUUCAAGAUUUCAAAUCCUUUUGAUCUUUCAAAUAAGGUUACCCAAACUUGUCCGGAAAAAAUUGGUUUCUAUUUUGUUACCGCUUCUUGUUGCCAACAUUUUCUUGAAGGGAAAAUUUGCAAAACAAUUCACUGAGAUAUAUCCAAUGUUGCUAACAAUAUGUGCAUAUCUGGACAGAGAAGACCACUUGAACCUUAUUGCGGAAAUCUCUUCCCAACUUUACACGUGUCCAGUUACCGUGAGGAAGCUAUUAGAGUCGUCCCAUGCGAACUACAUCAUCAAUGGACUUACUAGAAUCAUCGAGGAAAGCUGCUCGGUGUGGGACGAAGAUAUUGGACAUUGCAUAUUCGUAGAUUCUGAUACUGAUUCCCAAGCAGAUAGAAGAUUGAAAAGAGCUCUUCUCAGGGGUAUCCACGAUUUGGAGCAUUUCUCGUCGACAAAUUUAGGACCACAAGCUUUGCAAGCCUAUUUGCGCCCUAAAAAUUUUGUCUUUCUUGUCCUGUUUUUGAAACUUUUUCACGACUAUUUGCCAAUGACUAGAAAACGUGGAGAUCAUGUGGAACAAGAACUGAUGACUUUUAGGCUUCAUCCUGCAAUUUCAGUGCCUAUUUUAUCAUCAUUGAGAAAUAUAGCAGCCAGUCAAAUUGGUCAUCCUAAUUUGGAUUGGGUGAUUGAAAAGCUCACAAACUUUCUUGCUGGAGAGGAGAUGUAUCGGGUUGAAUACGGGUCAGAUAACAUGAGGGUCAGUACAAAUGCACAUGCGUUUGUCCAUCCCUUGACAAGUUUUUUGUCGUAUCUAAUCCAAUUCAAUGGCUAUGAUGGUUUAUAUCCAUUGUUGGAAGGUCAUAAAAGAGCAAUGAUCAUGUUGUCAGAUGCUUCACUAAGAAGUAUUGUACUUGGAUCCCAGAUAAAGAUUGGGUUUUGGAUAAGGAAUGGAGUAUCGGCAUCGCGCCAGGCAAGCAUGUACUUUGGUCCAAGCAUGUCUGACUUGACAUUCACCAGGGACAUGCAUUUGCAACAAGUUGCAUUGCUAAUCGGAAACUCGGAAGAGAUGGUAAAAAGUUUUUUGGCAAGGUGGGAGUUGAAUGAUUGGUUUUCCAACAGGGUGGAGUGUAAUGAUACGAUAUACGAGGAGAGAUUUUUUUCCGUUGUGGAGAGAUUUGUUGGAUUUGUUUACAAGUUGCUAACCGAUAGAUCCAUGUUUAGUCGCUUGUCAUCCAGGGAGAUGGAACUUGAGGAGACGAGAAAGUUCAUGACGUACUAUUUGUGCGAAAAGGCUAGAGGCUAUACGAAAUUGAAGAUGAAAGUGGACUCAGAUGUCUGUGAUUUGCCUGAGUUUGAUGAAAUACUAUACGAUAUUGCCGACUAUCAACCACCUUCCGCAUUGCUUGAUACAGGACUAUAUCGACUCAAGGACUCAAUGUACUCGCAAUUAGAUCCCAUGGGGCUUUUUUUAGAUCCAUCAAAGUUUCAAAUUUUGUAUGAUGUGUUGACGAAAAAGUUGGCAAAAACAACGAAUGUCAAAGAGCAGGAGGUUAUCUUGACGCCACAAAUUUCCUUUUCAGGGGAUGUUGCUGUGGAUAAAAAAAUAGGCGAGUUUUUGAAAACCACCUUAUUCGUUAAGGUUAUACACAAGCUUUUGAGAGUAGCAAUUGACUCUGGCAACGAAUCCUAUCUCCCACAAUUGUUGCACUUGAUACAUGCAAUAAUCAUUGACGAUGAACAUAUUCAUGGAAAGGACUACUUAUCUGAACUGUUUAUUGAUAUACCCGUCUGUGACUUAUUAUUGACCAUAGUUGAGUCCAACAUGUCCAAGCCAGUUGUACGUAAGGCAGACUUUUUGGUUGAGCAGCUUCUCGUCAAAGACCGAAGGAUUCUCGAAAAUUUGGUCAGCUGUUUUGGAGAGGAUUAUGUACAGUCAUUCAAGAGGCGAAAAACUCAAUUAUUUGAAUCUAAAGCAGAAAGGGAGAAAAGGGUAUCUGAGGAAAGAAAGAAAAAGAUUAUGAAGAAGUUUUCAAAACAACAAGAGAAGUUUUUGAAAAACAACAAAAAGUUGAACGAAGAGCAUGCUGAGCAAAUGGAGCAAGAGGAUGGUGAUGCUAGGGUUUGUGUCAUUUGCGGGGAAAAAGAAAAGGCAGGCCAAGCGUUUGGAAUUUUCCUUAUUGCAACAGAAGCACCAUUAUUUUGGAAAGUUGAUAACCUCUUCGAAAGUGAUUCCACGAGAACUUGGUCCGAAGAUUUGUUUGCCUAUGCAGACAAGUCCAAGUUCGGCCAAGGAUAUAACAUAUACUCAAAGUGGAAAGAAUUUCAGAGGCCAGUUUUCUCCUCAUGUGGUCAUGGAAUUCAUUAUGAGUGUUUCAAAAGAGGGGUGGGUCACAUUAAAUACUACCCUUGUCCUUUGUGUCGCACAUAUCAUGACGCCUUUAUGCCCUUUAUUGUACAUGAACCAUUGGAGACUUCUGGAUUGCGAGACGUUGUGUUUAAUAAAACCAUCGAUGAACUGAGUCCUAAAAAAUUGGAUGUUUUACGUAACCUUUUUGUCCCCAAGAAUAGUGGAAUUCAGUAUCACCACUAUCUAGAGCUGAGAAGCAGGUAUGAAGAUAAUUUCGACCAUUGGAUUGUUAAUAUGGGUAGCACCAUUCAAAUGAGUGAAAUUGGCACCCGGUUGAACGGCAAAUCAGGAUAUUCUGACUUCUUGAGCCAAAUUCCACGGAAUAUAAGAAAUUUGUUCAAGGCUUUGGUUCAGGCCCAAGUGAUGAUAGCAGACCUUUCGGAUCCGUGGGAGAGACACGCGUGGGAAGAGGAUAGAAACUAUAUUUUGGAGCUGGGAGAAGAGUCAGACAUGCAAACUGGAGUGUUUAAUGAAACUUUGGUCUUGUUCUUCACUUCCGAGCAGUCGCUAGCAACUUUGGCUAGAAAGGGGGUGUCAAGAAUUAUUGGAAAAUUGAUGGCUCGUGUUAAGUUGGAUUUGGACGAUACCGAUUACUUUGAGACAUCGAGGGAGCAACAUGAUUACCAGAUUUCCCUGUCUGGUUUUGACGAUUUUGCUCGACUCUGGUCUGAUUCAGGGUUGUCUUCAGACUUUGAACGAUAUGGUAGUCACGUUUUUGAUUUGGCACAACAUAUUUUGGGUGUUUACUUGAGACAAGUAGUUAUUUUUCAACAUGUUUUAUUAAGCCAGUGCGAUGAUGCCUAUUCUGUCGAUGGUGAGAUAUACGCGCAAAUGUCCGAGGAAAUAAAGAGUCAGCUAAACGUAUUUGGGGUGGAUCCGUUAAUGGAGGUAUUGCAAAUACCUUCACUUGGAGAUAUUUUCUCGCGGAUACGUGAUCUGGAGACACUCGAACAUAAGGAAUAUGAAGCCGCUCGCGUUAUAAAACAUACUACCUCAGUGAACCAAGUGCUUGCUCUCGAUUAUCCCGGACAAAUUCAUUUAUGUACCUUGCCAGAGGAUUUUCAAAACGGAUUGUUGAAAUUGUCAGAGAUGAAUGUAUUGCGCAAAUGUAUGUGUAUGUUUUGUGGUCAAUGGUUAAACAAGGGUCAUCAAUAUGGCCACAUGAAAGUGUGUUCCAAGUUUGGAAUAAUUUAUGAUCCAGCAAGGAAUACUUCACGCAUCUGUAUCCAGGUUGGUGAGAACUCGCUUGUGCUAGAAAUCCCUGGUCCAUAUGUAACAAAGCAUGGUGAACCAAAAGGUCAUAGAGUCAAGGGUAAAGCUUUUUUGAAUAAAGAGAAGUUCAAGGAGUUGAACAGACUUUGGGUCAAUCAGGGCUUAUAUAGCUACGUUUCGAGACCCUUGUUUGGGUCCGCUCCCAAUAUGAUGAUGCCAAAUUUUGGUAUUAUUCCAGGUCCUGGUGCUGGUGUUGGUGCUAUGGACCUCGAUGACGAAGGGGAGAUCUGGGAUGUUGGUGAUGAUGAUGAAGAAGAUGAGUUUAUGUUUACAUAA
This is a messenger RNA of Lodderomyces orthopsilosis Co 90-125, 5235 nucleotides long. RefSeq names its product E3 ubiquitin-protein ligase (gene UBR1). The transcript has a single exon. NCBI's taxonomy places the organism in Eukaryota, Fungi, Ascomycota, Pichiomycetes, Serinales, Debaryomycetaceae. Bases 1 to 5235 code for a protein of 1744 amino acids. Gene Ontology annotation, biological process: ubiquitin-dependent protein catabolic process via the N-end rule pathway; protein ubiquitination. Gene Ontology annotation, molecular function: ubiquitin protein ligase activity; zinc ion binding. Gene Ontology annotation, cellular component: cytoplasm; ubiquitin ligase complex. The record is from RefSeq and is a predicted model, not a curated record.